AUGCGGGGCACGAGCUGCGUGGGCGGCGGCGGCGAGAGCCCGGGUGGCGCAGGGCUGAGCGAGGGCCCGCGGGGCCGUUGGCUGCGCCUAGCCCCGGUCUGCGCCUACUUUCUCUGCGUCUCGUUGGCUGCCGUGCUGCUCGCUGUCUACUACGGUCUCAUUUGGGUUCCCACGCGGCCCCCUGCAGCCCCAGCCGGCCCGCCGCCCAGCGCGCAGUCCUCUCCGUGCGGCGCCCGCGCGGGUGCGCUGCCUGCCCCGGUGCCCGCCGCCGCCUCGGUCUCUUGCCUCCUGGGAGCCCCUGGCGGGCCGAGACCCCAGCUCGAGUUGCCGCGCAGCCGCCGCCGCCGCCGCCACAGUGACCCUAGCCGCCAGACGCUGAGGAAGACGCCGGAGGCCGCGGCGGGGCGAGGACCCGGGUAACCUUCCUUUUCACCCAAGAUGGACCGCCAGCCUUCGAGAGCCCGGUGCCGUCCGCGGAUGCGCCGGUCCCGAAUUGGUGUCUGGCUCCCUCUUCAUGACAUCGUCUAGCGUCUGCGGAGCCGUCAUCCUGAAGAAUGGGGGGCGAGGGGGAGCCGGCUCUGGUCCUUGCUCCUCGCAGCUCCUCCGCCGUCAGCUCCUCCGCCGUCAGGCCGGGUACUCCACCAGGCAGACCCCAUACUGUUCACUGCCUCCUGCUCCUCCCGCAGUAGGGUUCUGUGCACGGAGCCCUCAGCCGGCCCCUCUCCUCCCUCCCUGAAUCUCCGUGUGCAUCUAUCCACCUGCAAUAAACUCCAGCCCCAGCUGCCUC
Molecule: messenger RNA, 787 nt
Organism: Odocoileus virginianus texanus
Lineage: Eukaryota; Metazoa; Chordata; Mammalia; Artiodactyla; Cervidae
Source: RefSeq, a predicted model, not a curated record